GGGGCUUUUAACGAUUUUAUUGGGCCUUCCACCGCAAUCUGAGCCUUGGCUCACACAGAAUCAAGCUUACCUCCCCGCUUGCCGACUACUCCUUUGGUCAUUCCAUGGUUUGUGAUCUGCCGCCCAAUUAUGGGAAGCCAACAUUCUUCCCUGGAGGAUACGUGUGAAGCAGCGAAGGAGCGACAGAAGGUUCUGUGGGCUGCGAUUAGGUGCAGUAGGUGACCACGUCGAGCCCCGCGCGCGCGAGAUAGGGCCUUGAGAGGUUGCAGAGAUCACGUUGCGCUGCACCAGUAGCCCAUGUGAGAAGUUGCGAAUGCAGCAGGGAUUUUCCAUGAGCAGGGAUGUGUUGCAGUUAAGGUCAUUACAAUGAGCUGAAAGCGCGUGGAGAAGGGGUUGGUCACUUUAGUGGAGGUCUACAGGUUGAGGCAAGGUUAACGCCGCAGCAGGUUUAGAGGACCGCCACCGCAAGGGCUAGGCUUUCGCCAAUUCACAUCGUUGCUCUCGAGUGAACCUCCAGAUUGAUACAGCACUAUACGGGCUCACGAGCGGCACUCACAAACAGAUAUCUGGCUCACACUGCGGGGGAGUAGACGACGUUGCAAGUGAAGAAUUCGAUACGAAGAGCACGAUCCGAUGUUUCGCUUUCGGCAGAAGAUGUAUGACACCUCGUGUAAAAAGUCACUGACUUUUGUUCGAAACGCGCGCGAAUUAACACCACUGGUUAAGCUUCGAGCGAUGCUGCGGGGCAUGAAAGCACGGCGAGAAGUAGAAAAAAUCUGAUUACGAUCAUGUGCUUUCUGCAAUCACUUCCAGGAAGAAACCUCUCAUCAGACAAACUGGAUCCAUCAAAUGAUCCGCCCGACACCGGCGGCCACUCCAGCCCCAGUCGGACACGGGCGGGCUCAGGUCAAAUCUCAAAGGCGUUCAAGAUGGUAUCCGCGCUGACACAAACAGGUGGUGCAAGUUCCCGUCAGGAUUACCCCGAAUCCCAGCGUGCAGAAAAUACUGCACCAGGCAAGGGAAUUGUAGGUCAGAAGCGGCACCGAAGUAGUCCAACCGCGCAAGAGCUGGUAGGCUAUGGUGAAACGUGGAAUGAGCAGGCACCAAGUGCUCGCAACAUAAAGCAAGAGGUAGGAACCAGUACCGGUGCUCUGAAACGAGAAACGGACGCUGGCUCAUAUGUGAACGUUACGGAUGCUCGGGCGGUGACAUGGACUCGAGUACUUGUGGAUCCAAAAGCGGAGAGCACCGAGAGACCUGGAACGUACAGCAGGAGUCUAAGUCUUACUCAAGAGAUUUUCACAAGCCAAGAUUCCUGCAAGAUUUCCGACUUAAGCACACCACCGCAUUCGUCACCUCUUUCGAUUGAAGACGUGCCUCGGCCAAGCGGUGGCAAUUUGGAGAAGUUGGAUCAAGCAGGGAAAGUGGGCGACGGAAGUAGUCAUCAGCAAGAAUCUAGUGAGGCCGGGCCAUUAGUGACUCAACAAGUACUAGCCCCGCCUCCAAAGAAACGAAGAUACCGCGGAGUGAGACAGCGGCCCUGGGGGAAAUGGGCGGCGGAGAUUCGUGAUCCUCAGAAAGCAGCACGAGUAUGGCUAGGGACCUUCGACACAGCUGAACAAGCAGCAAUGGCUUACGACACUGCCGCAAUCAGAUUCAGAGGGUUAAGAGCGAAGCUCAAUUUCCCCGACGGACUUAUAUCUCCCGCCUCUUUGGCAGUAGGUAUCGCCACUGCUUCGCAACCGGAGUCUUCACCUACCUCAAUCCCUGUAACCACCCUUUCCACGUCCACUUCGUUCCUCUCACAAUCAUCCGGCCGUAGCAUCCAAUCAAUGCCUCGAAGCAGGAACUUACCCAGUAUAUCAUCGGAAGCUAGAACCUCAGUACCUUACCAGUCCCCGUCGGUUCCUCUUCCAUCCCAUCAGAUAUCUAGUGGUGCUUCAGCUCAGAAUUUGCGUUCGUUGCAAGCGCCUGGAAUUUUCGAACCUCUCGCUAGAUCUCCAGGUUUAAUGCAACUUAGCGGUAGUAAUAGUGGCGACAACCAGUCUGGUCGACGUCAGGGCUUGAUGUCUUUCCAGCAACCUCAAACCCAUCCCCAGUGGCAACGUCUACAACCUGGGAGUUAUCAAAGCCUCGUUCCUGUACAGCAACAAAACUCUCAAACGUUGAGGCAAACUCCUGAACUUUCAAGACCUAUCUCCAGCUUGCAAUAUGAAAAUUUGUAUGGUGAAGGUCCCCAUGACCCCAUUUUACAUUAUGAACCGAGUACAUCAGGGGUGCCGCAAUCAUUUUCUGUAGAUUUUUGUGGAGCAAAUCUGAUAUCUGAUCCUGGAGGACAAGGAUUCCCUACAAGCCAGUCCCCAACUGCUUUCAUAGAUCACCACAGCCCUAGCAGUGCCAGCGUUAGUUCUGCGAAUCCAACUCCGUAUAUAGAAUUGUCCUAUGAUCAGAUUUUUGACCAACCUGGGGAGGUGCAAUCGACUUUCCCAGACGCAGUUUCUCCGAGUGGGAUACUAUCGUUGGACAACCCUUUCUCGGAUGACACAUCUCUGUGUCAAGAAUAGGUUUUAGAAUUAUCAAGUUUUAGAAGCUUGUUGAAAUGUAUAUAUAUAAAUUGUGGUACCCCAAUUCUUUUCGUUGGUCAGCAAACGCCUGGAAUCCUUUGCUGACGAUGAUGACGAUAACGAUAGUUACGUUACAUGGAGUGAGUUUAAACUAGCUCGUUCUGAAGAUAGCCUGGGAAGAGAAGAUCUGCGGCUUCUUUUAGGGCUGACUGCCAACCAGCGUAUGAAGGCCCAGCUUUUAUCCCCUGGGCUUGUGGAUAUGUACAUAGGGAAACCUCACAAGAGGUAUAAAUAUGAUAGACGAGAGCUGCAAAAUUGGGACAGCCCACUCUCAAUUAUGUGAAGUGCCAAAAUCCCAGCUUCAUGAAGUACAGACCAAUUUUUUUAAACUAAUACUUGAAAAGACUGUCCGAGUUCCUUAAUGGUA
Messenger RNA from Physcomitrium patens, 2991 nucleotides. RefSeq lists its product as uncharacterized. Gene Ontology annotation, biological process: regulation of DNA-templated transcription; ethylene-activated signaling pathway. Gene Ontology annotation, molecular function: DNA-binding transcription factor activity; DNA binding. NCBI's taxonomy places the organism in Eukaryota, Viridiplantae, Streptophyta, Bryopsida, Funariales, Funariaceae. The record is from RefSeq and is a predicted model, not a curated record.